CCCCGAAAGAAGAAACCGGCCUAUGACAAGGUGCUUUGUGAUCUACCUCCAGACCCAUUGGGUUUAUUAGUCUGAAUGACACGGGCCAAAUAAUCUCCAAAGUCCAGCUCUGACAUUCUUAAAUCCAUUUUAGCUAAAUCGGUGGAUAAAUGGCCUCGCACACGCCGUGCCCCUGAAAGAUGAAAGAGGUUGAGGAGGCCCCGCAGGGGCUCCAGGAAUUCACGAGGUGGGGGUUUCGGGCCUCUCGGGUGCUUCCCCUCUGGCCAGAGGGCUCGAGCCCCGGCCUUCGCCGCCGCCUCCCCGCCCAGCCCGGUGUUUGCGGCCGGCGUUGCCGGCACUUCCUAGUUCCCGCGCGCCCGGGGCGCAGCUCCCUACGCCCGGCGCCGGCGCUCCUCGGGCGGGAGGGGGCCAGAGGGGAGAUGUCGCAACCUCCUCCCUCCCUCUUUCCCCGCCUUGGCACUCAGUCACCGCCCAGAUGAGCGCGCUCGCAGACCGCUGCGGGCCGCCGGGCACCGGGCAUGUCCCUUGAGUGCGCGCAGGCGGCGGGCGCCGGGUCCCUGCGCAGCCUGGAGCGAGUCAACCGCACCCGCUUCUCCUUCUUCUCCGACGUCAAGGGCGACCACCGGCUGGUGCUGAGCGUAGUGGAGACGAUCGUGCUGGCGCUCAUCUUUACGGUGUCGCUGCUGGGCAACGUGUGCGCCCUGGUGCUGGUGGCGCGCCGACGGCGCCGCGGCUCCACCGCCUGCCUGGUGCUCAACCUCUUCUGCGCCGACCUGCUCUUCACCAGCGCUAUCCCGCCAGUGCUGGCAGUGCGCUGGACCGAGGCCUGGCUGCUGGGCCCGGUCGCCUGCCACCUGCUCUUCUACGUGAUGAGCCUCAGCGGCAGCGUCACCAUCCUCACGCUGGCCGCCGUCAGCCUGGAGCGCAUGGUGUGCAUCGUGCGCCUGCAGCGCGGCGCCCGGGGGCCCGGGCGGCGGGCACGGGUGGUGCUGCUGGCGCUCAUCUGGGGCUACUCGGCGCUCGCCGCCCUGCCCCUCUGCAUCUUCUUCCGCGUGGUCCCGCAGCGGCUCCCCGGCGACGACCAGGAAAUUCCUGUCUGCACACUGGUUUGGCCCACCAUUGCUGGAGAAAUCUCGUGGGAUGUGUCUUUUGUGACUUUGAACUUCUUGGUUCCAGGACUGGUCAUUGUGGGCAGUUACUCCAAAAUUUUACAGAUCACCAAGGCGUCCAGGAAGAGGCUCACGGUGAACCUGGCGCCCUCGGAGAGACACCAGAUCCGCGUGUCCCAGCAGGACUUCCGGCUCUUCCGCACCCUCUUCCUGCUCAUGGUCUCCUUCUUCAUCAUGUGGAGCCCCAUCAUCAUCACCAUCCUCCUCAUCUUGAUCCAGAGCUUCAAGCAGGACCUGGUCAUCUGGCCGUCCCUCUUCUUCUGGGUGGUGGCCUUCACGUUCGCGAACUCAGCCCUGAACCCCAUUCUCUACAACAUGGCGCUGUUUAGGAACGAAUGGAGGAAGGUGUUUUGCUGUUUCUUUUUCCCAGAAAAGGGGGCCAUUUUUACAGACACGUCUGUCAGAAGGAAUGAUUUGUCGAUUAUUUCUGGCUAGUUACUUUUUCUCUCUAGGCCGAGUUCCUCACUCUCUGGCCAGCCGCCGUAUGCCCUUAAAGGGACUUAAUUUCCAGGACCAUCCCCCAGUGUACCUUGCUUUAAGAAAAUGUAACUUAUGCAAAUCCACGUCUGCAGCUCCGGCACAUUAAGGGAUGAUCAUUCGGUAUACCAAUAUAUUCCCCGUAUCAAAGGAUUUGUUAUGGGUUCCUUUUAAACAUGAACUUUUUUUGUAUAUUUGUAAUAUGAUUGAAUUUAAUAAAUUUUUAUUUAUAAUUGUUCAGCAA
This is a messenger RNA of Microcebus murinus (gray mouse lemur), 1890 nucleotides long. It is a transcript of the gene FFAR4, whose product is annotated as free fatty acid receptor 4. NCBI's taxonomy places the organism in Eukaryota, Metazoa, Chordata, Mammalia, Primates, Cheirogaleidae. Gene Ontology annotation, molecular function: G protein-coupled receptor activity. Gene Ontology annotation, cellular component: plasma membrane. The record is from RefSeq and is a predicted model, not a curated record. Gene Ontology annotation, biological process: G protein-coupled receptor signaling pathway.